Trypanosoma conorhini is the source of this 621-nucleotide messenger RNA. RefSeq lists its product as uncharacterized. The coding region runs from base 1 to 621 and encodes 206 amino acids. The transcript has a single exon. The record is from RefSeq and is a predicted model, not a curated record. NCBI's taxonomy places the organism in Eukaryota, Euglenozoa, Kinetoplastea, Trypanosomatida, Trypanosomatidae.
AUGACGCCAAGUGGCCCACUUGUGUACACUGCCGUCGGGGACUGCAGGGAGCGCAGCUACGGUCAGCGGACACCGAUGAGUUUUCUCGGAAACACGUAUUAUGAGCGGCGCUUCGGGAAGGCAACUUCCUCCCACGGUGCACCACCCGGCGGUUCGUUGUCGCCGCCGCCGCUCCGCGCCGGGGACGUUCUUGUGAGGAUGGGCUCUGCUGCGCCGGCGGCGUUGCGUGGUCGCCGCAUUGUUGAUGUGACGGGUAUACACACGAGUUUCCUGGACGCCUCGGAAAGGGACGCAAGUGCCCGUUGCUGCAUAGACGAUGUUGUGCAUUCGAUGCACAUGCACGACGGUCACGAAGUGCCGGAGUUGAACCGUGGCAGCGUCGACAUUGGCAGGCUUGCGGUGCUGUGCGCAUUCCCGGUGGGCGGAGCGGCUUUGCUGCUUCCUCUUGAGAACGUCUCGCGAACGUUACUAAAACGGCGGUCCUUGGGGUACCGCAGCGAGGAGGAGGGCGUGCAGCUGGUGCGCGUCAUCGCGGAGGGCUGCUGCGCCGGUGCGUCGCGCGGGCUGCGCCUGCGUCCCGUCAUGCGCAACGAUUGCAUUGCAGGCGUCCGUCUGGAGUGA